Haliotis rufescens (red abalone) is the source of this 816-nucleotide messenger RNA. RefSeq names its product DNA-directed RNA polymerase II subunit rpb1-like. Lineage: Eukaryota; Metazoa; Mollusca; Gastropoda; Lepetellida; Haliotidae. The record is from RefSeq and is a predicted model, not a curated record. The coding region runs from base 1 to 816 and encodes 271 amino acids. The transcript is spliced from 3 exons.
AUGUUCCGAUAUCUCUCCGAACCGUCUUACUACGGUUACCUUGGACCUAAUGUAACCAAGGACGCCACAGAACCGUCUCACUACAAUUACCUGGGACCUACUGUAACCAAGGACCCGACAGACCCGUCUUACUACGGUUACCUUGGACCUAAUGUAACCAAGGACGCCACAGAACCGUCUCACUACAAUUACCUGGGACCUAAUGUAACCAAGGACGCCACAGAACCGUCUCACUACAGUUACCUGGGACCUAAUGUAACCCAGGACGCCACAGAACCAUCUCACUACAGUUACCUGGGACCUACUGUAACCAAGGAUCCCACAGAACCAUCUUACUACAGUUACCUGGGACCUACUGUAACCAAGGACCCGACAGACCCGUCUCACUACAGUUACCUGGGACCUACUGUAACCCAGGAUCCCACAGAACCGUCUCACUACAGUUACCUGGGACCUAAUGUAACCAAGGACGCCACAGAACCAUCUCACUACAGUUACCUGGGACCUACUGUAACCAAGGAUCCAACAGAACCAUCUUACUACAGUUACCUGGGACCUACUGAUCCCACAGAACCGUCUCACUACUGUUACCUGGGACCUAAUGUAACCAAGGACGCCACGGAACCAUCUCACUACAGUUACCUGGGACCUCCUGUAACCAAGGAUCCAACAGAACCGUCUCACUACAGUUACCUGGGACCUAAUGUAACCAAGGACGCCACAGAACCAUCUCACUACAGUUACCUGGGACCUACUGUAACCAAGGAUACCACAGGACCAUCUUACUACAGUUACCUGGGACCUAUUGUUACCUAG